Messenger RNA from Penicillium atrosanguineum, 1992 nucleotides. RefSeq names its product glycoside hydrolase family 32 protein. The record is from RefSeq and is a predicted model, not a curated record. NCBI's taxonomy places the organism in Eukaryota, Fungi, Ascomycota, Eurotiomycetes, Eurotiales, Aspergillaceae. The transcript has 2 exons. Gene Ontology annotation, molecular function: sucrose alpha-glucosidase activity. The coding region runs from base 1 to 1992 and encodes 663 amino acids. Gene Ontology annotation, biological process: sucrose catabolic process.
AUGAAAAUUACGGCAGUAUCGGCUUUGGCCAUUAGUGGGGCGGGAGUUGUUGCUCAAGACUACAAUGCGCCCCCUCCCGAUCUCGCAACGCUUCCUGCACUCUCUCUAUUUGAAACAUGGAGACCACGUAUCCACGUUCUUCCACCGAACGGCCAGAUCGGUGAUCCAUGUGCGCACUACAAUGACCCUAACACAGGGCUCUUCCACGUUGGAUUCCUCCAUAAUGGCACUGGCAUUGCCAGCGUUUUGACCGACGACCUUGUUCACUACUAUGAUGUGAAUCCAAACGGAAAUUAUUCAAUCGUUGCCGGGGGCCCCAACGACCCCGUAGCGGUCUUUGAUGGUUCUGUCAUUCCCAGUGGGGUUGACGGAAAACCGACGCUUUUGUACACUUCUGUUUCGUCAUUGCCGAUUCACUGGACCCUUCCUUAUGUUCGAGGAAGUGAGUCUCAAUCUCUGGCGGUCACCUACGAUGGGGGAAAGAACUUCACCAAGCUGCAAAUUCCUCCGGUCAUUCCUGAGCCUCCAGCUGGCCUGGACGUUACCGGCUUCCGCGACCCCUAUGUUUUUCAAAAUGUGGAACUUGAUCAAUCCCUAGAUAAUGCUGAGGGCACUUGGUACACAAUCAUUUCAGGUGGUCUUCAUAACAUCGGGCCUGGCAUGUUCCUCUACCAGAACACGAGCCCCGACUAUGAGCAGUGGCAGUAUCUUGGAGAAUGGUUUCAUGAGCCUGCUAAUUCAACGUGGGGUAAUGGGGACUGGUCUAAGGUUUUCGGCUACAAUUGGGAGACCAGCAACGUAUUCGGUCUUGAUAGAGAGGGAUACAGCUACACUGGUAGUCCUUUCAUGACAAUCGCCGUGGAAAGCUCAUAUGUUCCUAUACAGCCAUCCGUCUCCUCAUUACAUGCUCAGCUUUGGGCAGCAGGAGGGCUUUCAACCGCCGAGGGUGAAAACGUGGAAUUUGUUCCUAAUAUGGUUGGUGUUUUUGACUGGGGAUUAUCAUCAUAUGCGGCAGCGGGUAAAUUCUUGCCCAAGUCUUCUCAGGCAUCCACUAGCAGCAGCGCCCCAGACCGAUUCAUCAGCUAUGUCUGGUUGACAGGGGAUGUCUUCGGAGGAGUCGUGGGCUUCCCAGCUGCGCAGCAAGGAUGGCAAAACACGUUGCUGCUGCCGCGCGAGUUGUACGUCAAGACUAUCCCCAACGUGGUCAAUAAUAUUCUCGUGCAGGAGACUGGCUCGUGGCGCGUGGCCGCUAACUCCACCUCAACGGGCGACUGCGUUGAGCUUGAGACCCUUGGAAUUGACAUUGCGCGGGAGACCUACGAUGCUAUGACUGCUGCUCCUAGCUUCACCGAACCAGGCCGGACGCUAACGACUGGAGGCAUCAUACCAUUCCGUCGCUCUCCGGAAACCAGAUUUUUUGUUCUCAAUGCUGAGAUCACCCUCACUGCACGCGCGCCCAACCUGCAGACCGGCUUCCAGAUAUUGGCAUCUGAGUUCGAAUCAACCACAAUCUAUUAUCAAUUCUCCAAUGAGUCAAUUAUGAUUAAUCGUUACAACACGAGUGCUGCUGCAUUAACCACCAGUGGCAUAGAUGAAUCUCCAGAAUCUGGUCGUCUUCGUCUAUUUGACAUUAUGGAUACUUGUGGCGCACAUGGUGGCCAUAAAUGCGGUGGAAACGAUGUUGACAAGCAACCUGACCAUGGUUCCAUUGGCUGCAAGUCAAACCAUACGACAGAAGAUGACGGCAGCAAUUCUCAAUUGAGUGGCACUGGUAAAAAGCAUAUCGAAACUUUAAGUCUUACUAUUGUGGUCGACAAUUCUGUCUUGGAGGUUUAUGCCAAUUCUCGCUUUGUACUUUCUACCUGGGUUCGGCCUUGGUAUGAGAACUCGACUGAAAUUCGCUUCUUCCAAAAUGGAGAGGGCGAAGCAUCCUUUAGUAAUAUUCGAAUUGCCGAUGGCUUAUAUGAUGCCUACCCGGACAGGUCCCAGUAG